AAUCUGCAAAUUUUAGUGAAACAAUAAACAAAAAUGAAGUUUGAUUGGAUGCAGAUGUUACAAAAUUUCUAUUUAGGCGAAUUGCUUAUGAUGGGUACACAGCCUACGAGAUCACCAAGAACGCCCAGAAUGGUUACACAAAAUGGAUACCCCAUGGAACAACAUAGUGUUACCACCGACGACGGUUAUGUCCUUUCCAUGCACCGGCUGCCCAACCCCGACAGGAUAGGGGUUGUUUUUCUAAUGCAUUGCAUGUUUUGCAGCUCGGCCGAAUAUGUUUGUCUCGGGAGAGGAAAAGCAUUAGCUUAUUUAUUACACGAUGCUGGUUACGAUGUCUGGAUGGGCAAUGCCAGAGGAAAUACAUAUUCCAGGGGACAUAAGAAAAUGUUGCAUUACGUGGGGCACUCGCAGGGCACGACUGCAUUUUUCGUGAUGGCUUCACAGAAGCAAUCGUACAAUUCUAAAAUAGCCUCAAUGCAAGCGAUGGCCCCCAUAGCCUACAUGUCCCAUUGCAAGAGCCCCUUCGUCAGACUGGCGGUCAGCGUUUUACCAUUCUUACAAAACUUGGCUAAUAUUUUCGGAGUUCGCGAGUUCCUGUCGUCGAGCGAAUGGCUGACGGCGGCGUCUGGUUUACUGUGCAGAGACUCCGCCUGGACGCAGGCGGUCUGCACGGCCAUUUUGAAUUUCGUUGGAGGCUACAAUGCAGCCCAACUCAAUUCGAAUACUCCUGCUGGUGGUUCUGUGGAUUUACUUUUUCAUUAUGGUCAGCUGGUCAAUUCAGGCAAGUUCUGUCAAUUCGACUAUGGCGAAGAAAAAAAUUUAAAAGUAUAUAAAUCAAGGGAACCUCCAGAAUAUGAUUUGAGUAAAAUUACUGCUCCUGUGAUCCUCCAUUGGAGCAUGAAUGAUUGGCUAUCAGACCCAAAGGAUGUCGAUAUCCUGAUGACCAAAUUGGGCAACCUGGCAGGCACGUACCUGGUUGAGGAUGCGGAUUGGACGCACUUCGACUACACGUGGGGAAACGAUGCAGACAAAAUAGUCUACAAAAAUAUCAUGGACACCAUAGAAAGAUAUUCCACGAAACGAAAUAGAAUAAUGAGGCACAAAUAUUCGAAUGUAACGCUUACAUGACAAAUGUAAUUAUAAUCUUGAAUCGCAUCAUUUAGAACGAUUAAGUAGGAAAUAAUUCGACAACUACGCCACUGUGAUAUAUCAACAUUCGCCAAUUUGUCCUGCAGUCUUGUUUAUAAUGUUAAAUAUUAAAUAGUCAAUGAUCUCAAUAAGACACAAUUACUUAGUGGAUAACACUAGUAAGAUUUAGUAGAAAGUUUCAAUUUAAUAGAAUGUUUUCUUUUAUUGUACUUAAGAGAAGAGUGAAACAAUUUUUAUCAUUUGGCUGCUUUAAAGUACAAAACACACAC
Messenger RNA from Ctenocephalides felis (cat flea), 1418 nucleotides. RefSeq names its product lipase 3-like. The transcript is spliced from 8 exons. The record is from RefSeq and is a predicted model, not a curated record. The coding region runs from base 34 to 1128 and encodes 364 amino acids. Lineage: Eukaryota; Metazoa; Arthropoda; Insecta; Siphonaptera; Pulicidae. Gene Ontology annotation, molecular function: hydrolase activity, acting on ester bonds. Gene Ontology annotation, biological process: lipid metabolic process.